AUGAUGCUCCGACGAGGAUUUAUUCUAUUUCUCCCUCGACUUGUAGGCCUGCUGGUGGUGGCCUGUUGCUCAGUGUCUAUUGUUUAUAUGUUGGCUUGCACACCCAAGGGUGACAACCAGCAGCUUGCCUUGCCCAGGGUGCACAAUCUGAAUGUGAAAGAGGGAUAUGAAGCCAUUCUGCAAGAGCGAGAAGAGCAGCACCGCAACUACAUCAUCACCUUGAAGAAACAAAUUGCCCAGCUGAAGUCUGAGCUCCAGGGCAGGAGCGAGCUGCUUAAGAACAUGCAGGACCAAUACCCAGACCCCUUGGACAUUCGGCUUGACCACAGUAACCCGGAGAAGGCCCAGGCUAACCUGCUGGCUUUCCUCCGUUCCCAAAUAGACAGAGCAGAGGUGCACAGCGGCGUUAAGCUGUCCACGGAGUAUGCGGCUGUGCCCUUUGAGAGCUUUACCCUGCAGAAGGUGUACCAACUGGAGACAGGGCUGACGCGCCACCCAGAAGAGAAACCUGUAAGGAAGGACAAGCGAGAUGAGUUGAUAGAGGUGAUCGAGUUAGCUGUUGGGAGUUUGAACGAUCCAGAGGGGGACGGCAAUGCAAAACACCGUGUAUAUACAGCCUCCGACUUUGUUGAAGGGAUCUACCGAACAGAAAAAGACAAAGGCACUCUGUAUGAGCUGACUUUCAAAGGAGACGCAAAACAUCAGUUCAAGAAGAUUGUUUUAUUCCGGCCAUUUGGUCCUGUAAUGAAAGUGAAAAAUGAAAAUGUCAAUAUGGCUGACACACUUAUUAAUGUCAUUGUGCCAUUGGCCAAGAGAGCCAGCAAAUUUCGGCAAUUCAUGCAGAAUUUCAGGGAAAUGGGCAUGCAGGAUGGGAGAAUUCACCUCACUGUAGUUUACUUUGGAAAAGAACAAAUGAAUGAAGUCAAAUCGAUACUUGAAAAUACCUCCAAGUCAGCCAACUUCAAGAACUUCACCUUCAUCCAGCUGAAUGAAGAAUUUUCCAGGGGCAAAGGAUUAGAUGUUGGUGCUCGAUUUUGGAAAGGAAACAAUGUUGUUCUCUUUUUUUGCGAUGUGGAUAUAUACUUCACAGCUGAAUUCCUGAACUCCUGUAGAUUGAACACACAGCCAGGGAAGAAGGUGUUUUAUCCUGUUCUGUUCAGCCAGUAUAACCCCAGUAUAAUUUAUGGCCACCAUGAUUCCAUCCCAUCUUUGGAACAGCAGCUGAUUAUUAAAAAAGAAACUGGAUUUUGGAGAGACUUUGGUUUUGGGAUGACUUGCCAGUACAGAUCUGACUUUAUCAACAUAGGUGGCUUUGAUCUGGACAUUAAAGGCUGGGGUGGUGAAGAUGUACAUCUGUACCGCAAAUACCUUCACAGCAACCUCAUUGUGAUCCGAACGCCUGUCAGGGGUCUCUUCCAUCUGUGGCAUGAGAAGCAAUGUCUGGACGAGCUGACCCCAGAGCAGUACAAAAUGUGCAUGCAGUCCAAGGCCAUGAAUGAGGCUUCUCAUGGCCAGCUUGGGAUGCUUGUUUUCAAGCAAGAGAUUGAGACGCACCUGCAGAGACAGAAACUGAGCAGUAAGAAGACAUGA
Molecule: messenger RNA, 1590 nt
Organism: Cariama cristata (Red-legged seriema)
Lineage: Eukaryota; Metazoa; Chordata; Aves; Cariamiformes; Cariamidae
Gene: CSGALNACT1
Product: chondroitin sulfate N-acetylgalactosaminyltransferase 1
Exons: 7
Coding region: 1-1590 (529 amino acids)
Cellular component (GO): Golgi cisterna membrane
Molecular function (GO): glucuronosyl-N-acetylgalactosaminyl-proteoglycan 4-beta-N-acetylgalactosaminyltransferase activity
Source: RefSeq, a predicted model, not a curated record